Messenger RNA from Closterium sp. Yama58-4, 1365 nucleotides. The record is from the annotation of a GenBank genome assembly. NCBI's taxonomy places the organism in Eukaryota, Viridiplantae, Streptophyta, Zygnematophyceae, Desmidiales, Closteriaceae.
AUGAGCUGUUGGCGGAGAGAAGAGCCGCGAGAAGCAGCGGCAAUGGCGGUAGUGGCAUCGACAGCAGCAACAGCAGCAGCAGCAGCAGCAGCAGCAGCAGCAGCAGCAGCAGCAGCAGCAGCAGCAGCAGCAGCAGCAGCAGCAGCAGCAGCAGCAGCAGCAGCAGCAGCAGCAGCAGCAGCAGCAGCAGCAGCAGCAGCAGCAGCAGCAGCAGCAGCAGCAGCAGCAGCAGCAGCAGCAGCAGCAGCAGCAGCAGCAGCAGCAGCAGCAGCAGCAGCAGCAGCAGCAGCAGCAGCAGCAGCAGCAGCAGCAGCAGCAGCAGCAGCAGCAGCAGCAGCAGCAGCAGCAGCAGCAGCAGCAGCAGCAGCAGCAGCAGCAGCAGCAGCAGCAGCAGCAGCAGCAGCAGCAGCAGCAGCGGCGGCGGCAGCGGCGGCGGCGGCAGCAGCAGGCGGCACAGCAGAAGCAGACAUAAUAGUAACCCAGGCUUUAACUUUCACCGAUGCCAACCUGCCUCCGGACCACUCGAUCAACAUCACAGAUAUCAAGAGAAUCGGGGAUUUGAUCUUCCCGUCGGCCGAUAUUAUUGCGAUGGGGGAUCUGGGCUCGUCGCUGUUUGAUGAGACUUUUCACAGGCAGAUUGACGUGCCGUUUUUUUGCCGCCCGGGCUGCCCGAAUAAACUGGCGAUUCAGCCCCACCCGGCGAUCUUCGAAGCUGCCAGCCGGUUUGUAACGGAUGUGCUUCUAAAGGGGAUGAACAGCAGCGCAGAGAGCAGCAGGGAAGGGGAGGAGCAGGGCAGCAAUACAGCGCCUGAGAACACUCUACCAUCAGCACUUGCUGCUGCUAGUGGGGGUAGCACUAAUACUAAUACCAGUAGUACCAGCGGUAGCAGCGGUGAGAAUGCGCGGAGUUAUCAUCGUCGCUACAUGGCGAUUCACUGGCGACGAAAGGACCUGGUUACCAGCUUCCAGGACUCAGGCUCCCAUCUCACCAUCAACCGCACUGCCAGAUGCAUUGCCGACCGCAUGGCGAAAUCCGGCAACCUCAGCACCGUUUUCCUAGCCACUGACGCCGAACCUGCUGAGGUGGCGGAGUUAACCGGAGCUGUUCUGUCCCACUGGCCGGACCUGCGGCUGAUGCAGCUUCCGCCGAACCUGGACGCGCAGGCUUGGGCGCAGGUGCUGGUGCCGUACCGGUUUGAGCAUGCGGGGGUGGUGCGGGUGACUUUAGACAAGGCGGUUUGUGCGCUGGCGGAUGUGUUUCUUGGGACGGCUGCGUCGUCUUUUACCGAGGACAUUCAGCGAAUCCGGACAGGGUUGAGAGUGGCCACAUGUGAAGACCAGAUGUUGUGCGAAGAUGAGCUAUAG